This is a messenger RNA of Momordica charantia (bitter melon), 1638 nucleotides long. Lineage: Eukaryota; Viridiplantae; Streptophyta; Magnoliopsida; Cucurbitales; Cucurbitaceae. The record is from RefSeq and is a predicted model, not a curated record.
GUCCAUAUUCCCUACUUUCUCUCUUUGAUUCUUACGAUGGCUGGCGGUGGUUUCGAGAUAAAUGGUAAUCAAGGUGGUUCGAUCACAAACUAUCCCAGAGAACUAACUUCUUAUUUGUUGAUAACCUGCAUCGUUGCCGCUAUGGGUGGGCUCAUCUUCGGUUAUGACAUCGGUAUCUCAGGUGGCGUCACGUCUAUGGCUCCGUUUUUACAGAGAUUUUUCCCAUCUGUUUAUGAGAAAGAAGCUUUGGAUACUUCAACCAAUCAGUACUGCAAAUUUGAUAGUGUUCCCCUCACCAUGUUUACUUCCUCUCUUUAUUUGGCUGCACUUUUGGCUUCUUUAUUAGCAUCUUGGGUCACCAAAACCUUCGGUCGUAAAAAGUCUAUGCUUCUUGGUGGCUUUGUGUUCUUGGUUGGUGCCGCCAUUAAUGCUGCUGCUCAGAACCUUGCAAUGCUGAUUAUCGGUCGUAUUUGUUUGGGCAUUGGUGUUGGAUUCUCAAUUCAAUCUGUUCCACUUUAUGUCUCGGAGAUGGCACCCUCUAAGUAUCGAGGCUCUCUGAAUGUUGUUUUCCAACUAUCGAUUACGAUCGGCAUUCUAGUGGCUAAUCUUGUUAAUUUUGGUACUGCCAAGAUUCAUGGCGGAUGGGGGUGGCGCGUGAGUCUAGGAGGUGCAGCAGUGCCUGCAUUGUUCAUCACAAUCUCAGCUCUCUUUCUUCCCGAUACUCCAACUUCAAUGUUGGAAAGAGGCGAAAUCGAGAAGGCGAGAGUCAUGCUCCAACGCAUCUGCGGUGUAUCUUCCAAGGAUGUAGAUGCAGAAUUUCAAGAUAUAGUGGCAGCAAGUAUUGCUGCUAAAGCAGUGACACAUCCAUGGAGGAAUUUGAGGGAGAGGCAAAACAGACCACAAUUGGUAAUGUCCGUUUUAAUCCCAUUUUUUCAGCAAUUAACAGGGAUCAAUGUGGUCAUGUUCUAUGCUCCGGUGCUGUUUAAGACUAUUGGUUUUGGAGACAAUGCUUCUCUUCUUUCGUCUGUCAUUACGGGUGGUAUUAAUGUUUUGGCAACUUUUGUAUCUAUGUAUGGUACUGAUAAGUGGGGAAGGAGGAUUCUUUUCUUGCUCGGUGGAACCAUCAUGUUCGUUUUCCAGGUUUUGGUGGCUGUGUUCAUAGCUUGGAAAUUUGGAGUUUCUGGUGAGGUUGCUUAUUUACCCAAGUGGUAUGCUGGUGUUGUGGUGUUGUUCAUUUGCAUAUAUGUGCAAGCCUUUGCAUGGUCUUGGGGACCUUUGGGAUGGCUAGUUCCAAGCGAAAUCUUCCCACUUGAAAUUCGAUCAGCUGCUCAAAGCGUAACGGCGUCGGUGAAUAUGUUCUUUACCUUUUUGAUUGCCCAAAUCUUCCUCACCAUGCUUUGCCAUAUGAAAUUUGGGUUGUUCUUCUUCUUCGCUUUCUUUGUGGCUGUGAUGACCAUAUUCAUCUAUUUCUUCUUGCCGGAGACAAAGGGCAUMCCCAUUGAAGACAUGUCUUGUGUUUGGAGACAACAUUGGUUCUGGAAUAGAUAUGUGCCUCAACAACUUACUAAAGUUCGAAGAUUGGAUGAGGAGAGGGAAGGGAAGAGAAAAAUAAUAAUAACAACCUUGAUUUGGUUGUAA